Molecule: messenger RNA, 360 nt
Organism: Fusarium musae
Lineage: Eukaryota; Fungi; Ascomycota; Sordariomycetes; Hypocreales; Nectriaceae
Exons: 2
Coding region: 1-360 (119 amino acids)
Source: RefSeq, a predicted model, not a curated record
AUGAAGGCUUCUAUAGUUAUCUUUACUGUCUUUGCUGCCAUGGUUGCGGCCACCCCCGUGCCGCAGCCGGAACCGCAGUGCGCUGGUUGCGAACCUUCAGGCAAGGGGUCGUCUGGAGCUGGUGCCAAUGCCAGCAGCAACAACACCAACACCAACAACAACGAAAACAACAUCAGUGUUGGCGUUACCAACCCUGGGGGCAGCGGCGGUAGCAGCGGCGGUGGCAACAGCGGUGGCAACGGCGAUACUGAGCCCAAGGGCUCCUGCAAGGCCUGCAUUGACUUCUGCACUGGACGUGGCGAUCUCAUUGAUGGUGUCUGUAAGGCUAUUGUUUGCGGUAUUGAUUGUAUCGUCAUUUGA